Messenger RNA from Pimephales promelas (fathead minnow), 1428 nucleotides. RefSeq names its product telomere repeat binding bouquet formation protein 2 (gene terb2). The record is from RefSeq and is a predicted model, not a curated record. Gene Ontology annotation, biological process: meiotic attachment of telomere to nuclear envelope; homologous chromosome pairing at meiosis. Gene Ontology annotation, cellular component: nuclear inner membrane. NCBI's taxonomy places the organism in Eukaryota, Metazoa, Chordata, Actinopteri, Cypriniformes, Leuciscidae.
AGUAGUAGUACUACUAAUAAUAAUAAUACUAUGUAACUGUUGCAAUAUACUAUCAAUGGUAAUAAUAUGAGUACUUUAAUAUUUCGUCAAAAGUCAUCCUUUAGUGAACCCGACUCAGAAACCCGCGUGAAUCAUCGUUUAACCAAUUAAAAACGAUUAUGAUUCUUUUACGUCAUGUUGUAACUAUCAUCGCGUUCUCCUAAAAUAUGGGGACUUAUUAAAGCUUCACUUAAAUGCUCUGUCGUAACUUCUCUUCUCAUUAUGAAUCGGACAUGUCAGAUUGAGUUGGUUUUCCGAACUUGAUGUGUUGAUUCGGUUGAUUCCGGUAGAUUCAAUAACCGCGCAGACCGUUUGUUUGGACAGAUUCAGUAAAAAGAUCCGACUCAAAAACAAAACAAUAUAUGAUUCGUUCACGAAUAUUGCUCGUUAAGGACUGAGGCGAUGUGUGUUAGCUAUAACGCUUUUCCGUUAUAGGUUAAACUUAUGAACGUUUGAUUUUUUUCCACUGUUCAUUUUUCAGAACUUUCCUACUUUAACGUUACUAUCCACUUGUUUGGUUCAGGAAAACUUUAAUGAUUUUAAUUUGAACGUCGUCACACACAUUCGAGGUCUGAAGAAGGAUUAAUUGCAACAUCAAUACUUUUGAUUAGCUUCUGUGCGAACUGAAGAGACAAACAUAAGCAUGUUUAAAGACAAAACGGCAUGGUUCUCCAGCAGUGUUGGAAAGGGGCUAACUAGCUUCUGGGUUUCUGAAGGGGGAGCUCUUUCUUCCUGGAAAACAGCAGAUUACCUCUUCAGUAAUGAUGCCUCUUCUGAAGACACUAAAAGGAUAUAUAACAGUGAGGACUAUAUAAAGAACAGGGCAACAGUUUUCCACUGCAAUUUCCUGUCAGCAUGUAAACCUCGCCAGAGUGUAAAAUCUGUGCCUAUUGGCCACUACGUGCUGCCUCCAGACUCCAUCCAGAAUGAAAUGAGAGUGCUAAUUGGAAGGUUCAUUUGGGAAACGGAUGAACAGGUGAUGUGUGAAGAACAAAAAACAACCAAAAUGUCUGAAGACAGUCUAUCCGAUGAGACUGAAGAUCCACCAGUGAGUGAGAAAAACAGCCAGGAAGAUUACCAGUCUGUUGCAUCACCGAACAAAGUGUGUUCAUGCUGUGAGAUGCGGCAGUAUCCUGUAAACAACAUGAUCUCAGGUAAUUACUUAACACAUAAAACUGACACCCUACUAAAGUUCUCACAUUUAGAAACUGUUUAUUGUUCUGUCUCUUUUUCAGGGUAUGCUCAUAUCGACCAAAUGAAGAAGUAUUUAGGGGAACUUUAUGAUUUUCAUCCCUCCCUCCAUGGCCAUAAUGUUUCGAGAUCUAAUAAUGUGACACCUCCUUAUUGUCACAAAGAAAUGUAAUAUAACGUGCCUCUAUAAAUCCACUU